Molecule: messenger RNA, 1482 nt
Organism: Lontra canadensis (Northern American river otter)
Lineage: Eukaryota; Metazoa; Chordata; Mammalia; Carnivora; Mustelidae
Gene: DFFA
Product: DNA fragmentation factor subunit alpha
Exons: 5
Coding region: 71-1123 (350 amino acids)
Biological process (GO): regulation of apoptotic process; apoptotic process; apoptotic DNA fragmentation
Molecular function (GO): deoxyribonuclease inhibitor activity
Source: RefSeq, a predicted model, not a curated record
GGGUGGGAGGAGGGCGCCGCGCCGAACUUCCCUGACUUCCUCGAGUCAGUCAGGUCCCACCCUGAAGAGAAUGGAGGUGGUCGGGGAAGCCGAGACUGAGACCCGGGCUCUGAAGCCUUGUCUGCUGCGCCGCAACCACAGCCGAGAGCAGCAUGGCGUGGCGGCCUCCUGUCUCGAGGAGCUGAGGAGCAAGGCCUGUGACAUUCUGGCCAUUGAUAAGUCCCUGGCUCCAGUCACCCUGGUUCUGGCAGAGGAUGGCACCAUCGUGGAUGAUGACGAUUACUUCCUGUGUUUACCUUCCAAUACCAAGUUUGUAGCGUUGGCCAAUAAUGAGAAGUGGGUGUACAGCAAUUCAGAUGGAGGCACAGCGUGGGUUUCCCAAGAGUCCUUUGAUGUGGAUGAAACAGACAGCGGGGCAGGGCUGAAGUGGAAGAAUGUGGCCAGGCAGCUGAAGGAGGACCUGUCCGGCAUCAUCCUCCUGUCCGAGGAAGACCUCCAGGUGCUCAUGGACGUUCCGUGUUCAGACCUGGCUCGGGAGCUCUGCCAAAGCUGCAUCACAGUGCAGGGGCUUCAGAACGCCCUCCAGCAGGUGCUUGACCAGAGGGAGGAAGCCCGUCAGUCCAAGCAGCUCUUGGAGCUCUACCUCCAGGCUUUGGAGAAGGAGGGCAGCAUCUUGUCAAAGCAGCAAGUUGGUCACCAAGGAAGACCCCAGAGCGCUUGCCGUUGCCUUGAGCUGGGACGUAAAGAAGACGGAAACAGUGCAGCAGGCCUGUCACCAGGAGCUCAGCCUGCGUCUCCAGCAGGUGCAGAGCCUGCGUUCUCUCCGGAGCAUGUCCUCGAGGAAGAGCUCGCCACCUGGAGAACCGAGGGAGCCCAAGCAAGCCAAACAAGAGCCUGCGUAGCCGCUGCUGGAGAACCUGUGACCUUGUUUUUAUUCACAAGAAAUACCUUCAACCUAAUUCCCCGAGCUGCUGCCUUACUGUUAGCCGCCCCACCCUUCCACCCCCACCUUACAGGGUGUUCUCCCGGAACAGGCCGGAGGACUGGCCUCCUUCCCUUCCAGAAGAGCCCUUCCACCUGUUCGAAUGACGAGGCUGUGUCAACAGAACCCCGCCUCUUCUGAUGACAGCUUCUUACGUUCUCUGUUUGAAAGAAACUGUCAAGGACAGUGAAAAAAAAUUUCAGAUGCACUAUCCUUGUUCUGAAGCCAGAACUGCAGAAUUCUAAGUACAAAUGAUAGUCGAGAAGGUGACAGAAUGGAGUUGAUGUACGGCCACAAACUCGCGUCUCAAGUUAAUGAGUUUUUUGGUUUGUAUAAAGACACAUAUUAAGUUUGCAGACCACAGGGACAUAUGGUGAGUGCAAUUUGCCAUUUCUAAUUGUGAAAUUAUAUCUGUUACCACUGUGAGACUGUUUCCAGUUUUCUAAUAUGUUUCAUCAGCAGGGGGGAUGAAAGGUCAUUAAAUCGAUCUCCAUGUGAUA